This is a messenger RNA of Nerophis lumbriciformis (worm pipefish), 1668 nucleotides long. Lineage: Eukaryota; Metazoa; Chordata; Actinopteri; Syngnathiformes; Syngnathidae. The record is from RefSeq and is a predicted model, not a curated record.
AUGUGCGUAGCGCAGACGGCAAACAAUGAAGAGAGCCAAAUAGUGGGGACCAGCACAGGAGCAACAUCUGAGCCACAAACCAUCAGCAUCCCCUGCACCACAUUUCAAGCCUGCACCCCUCUUUCUCAUCCUACUGGAUGCGGGAGCCGUGUGAGAGUGGGACCAUUCUUCCAGAAGACAGAGACUGCUUACGCGCUGCUCGCACACCUCAGCACCCAGCAUGAUGCGAUCACUGCAUCCACCUCCGGUCAAGUAGACUCAAAGCCUCUCAAGGAACAGGAUGAGAGUCUGAAGGAGCACAUCAGCGCUUUUCAACCAGGCUGUUCUUGCUGCUGCCAGAGGAUCAGUGCUGUACAGAGAAUGCAGGACCAUGGAGGAGAGAGACCAGCCCCCAGCAGUCUGCCGCACAGCGUCAAGGCCAGCCUGUCCCUUUCCCCAACUGGAACGGGAAGGGUGGGCAGCGGUGGGGGCUCUCCCACAUCCAAAGUGGCCCCAUGUGGCGGUGGCGUGCCUGUGGAGGACAUGCAAGCCCUGGCCAUCACCUCGCUUUCCGCUGCAGAUGUAGCCAAGCAAUUUGAGCAGAUUCGCGAGCUGGGGAAGGGCACAUAUGGAAAAGUGGACCUUGUGGCACACAGAAGCCAAGGCACUAAAAUGGCUCUGAAAUUUGUUACCAAAAACAAGACCAAGCUGAAGAGUUUCCUCCGGGAAUACAGCCUAACAGACUCGCUUAGCUCCAGCCCGUUCAUCAUCAAAGUCUUGGACGUGCUCUUUGAGACGGAGGACAGCUACGUGUUUGGACAAGAAUACGCUCCCGCCGGGGACCUUUUCGACAUCAUUCCCCCACAGGUGGGCCUCCCAGAAGAAAUGGUCAAACGGUGCAUGCAACAACUUGGUCUGGCCCUGGAUUUCAUGCACAGUAAAAACUUGGUGCACCGGGACGUCAAGCCAGAAAACGUGCUGUUGUUCGACCGCGAGUGCCGCCGUAUAAAGCUGGCCGACUUCGGAAUGACCCGUCGGGUCGGCUGUCGUGUAAAAAGGGUGAGCGGCACCAUCCCCUACACGGCUCCGGAGGUGUGCCGGGCCAGCCGCACCGAAGGUUUCCUUGUAACCACCAGUCUGGACGUGUGGGCUUUUGGAGUUCUAGUCUUCUGCAUGCUCACGGGUAAUUUCCCCUGGGAGGCUGCGUUGCUAACCGACGCCUUCUACGAGGAGUUUCGACGCUGGCAGAAAGCCGGCUGUCCCGUGGGAACGUAUCCGUCCCAGUGGCGCCGAUUCACCGACGACGCUCUGCGAAUGUUCCAAAGGCUCCUCGCAGCUGAGCCGGAGAAACGUUGCGGGGUCAAAGACGUCUUUUGCUUUGUCAAAUACGAGCUUGUGAGCGAGCUUAGGCGCAGAGCGUCCUACCGUGCCAAGCGAGGGGAACGGUCCAGCUCGGGGGUAUGCAGUGGAAACUGUGCUGCAUCUUCAUCCACAUCUUCUUCUUCUCGCACAGCCCACAGACACCCGGAGCCCUCCACGCCACCUGGGACCUCCUGCCUUCGCCCAGCUCCCCUAAAAAGGAGCGUCCUGUCUGACCCCAGAGAGGAGGUUGCUCAGCAUCAGCCUUCAGGACGGGACAAGAGCAAAAGCCAGAUGGUGAUGGCCACUGCCAUUGAGAUCUGUGUCUAA